AUGUUUGACGGUCAAAUAGGGGCACUCGAGAUCGGCAUCAUAGUCUCCAUAUUCCUCUUUGGCGUCACGACAGCGCAAACCUUUCUUUACUAUCAGUUGUUCCCGCUCGACUCCAAAUGGAUGAAACGCUUGGUGUGGGCCGUCUGGCUGAUUGAGCUUGGACAUUCUAUUUCAGCCCUCCACGCGCUCUAUUUCUACACAGUUCUGCAGUUCGGUAAUCAAGCAGUUGGGACGAUGAAAGUGCCUUUGUCGAUUGCACUAAAUCUCAUCAUCUCCGAAGUUGUUUUCGUACUCGUUCAAGGUUAUUAUAUUACGCGAAUCUACCGAUUCUCUCGAACAUGGUACAUCUCGGGUCUCUGCGUUAUCCUGUUGGUUGUGCGAUUCGUCGGAACGGUGGUCGCAACUGUAGAGGCCACAAUAAUGACUUCCUUGGAUCAAUAUACAACGGACUGGGAAUGGGACUUGGUCGGUAUCCUGUCCGUUGGGGCUUUUACAGACCUUGCCAUUCCGUGUGUAUUGGUUUACUACCUCGCUAUGAAGAGGUCCUCAGCCUAUGACACAACGCUUGCCAUCGUCGAUAAGCUCAUACUUUGGACAAUAGAGACCGGUUUAUUGACAGGCCUAUUAGCCGUUUUGAUCCUAAUAUUCUUCAAAACGUUACCCGGCAGAUUCGCUUGGAUGGCGGUCUAUAUGAAUCUACCAAAGAUGUUUUCCAACUCUUUCCUAGCCAACCUUAACUCUCGAUUCAAACUGCGGGCCAUGAAUGAAAAGGUUGACGUAGUCGAUAUGUCCGCCGAUGCAACACUGGACCGAAAUACGAUACAUUUUCCCCAUCGGCUGGGAGCACGGGUCAACAUCACAUCUCAACAGACAAAAACUGUGGAUGACGGGAUGCCACCCGUUCAAUAUACUAGUAACGAUCCGUUCAAAAUAGAGAUGCAAAACAGGAAUUCAAGUGAUGACGCUGACGCUGAAGAUGGAACACAAUCGACGAGCUCGAGGGACCGUAAAGCUCCGGUUAUUGAUAUCACUAUCUGA
Molecule: messenger RNA, 1038 nt
Organism: Marasmius oreades (fairy-ring Marasmius)
Lineage: Eukaryota; Fungi; Basidiomycota; Agaricomycetes; Agaricales; Marasmiaceae
Exons: 14
Coding region: 1-1038 (345 amino acids)
Source: RefSeq, a predicted model, not a curated record